AUGGCGGAGCAGAUCGAGUCGUUACGCGCCAUUCUGCUGAGUCUGGUGACCGCGGUAGCGUCCUCACCAGCCGUGGGUUGCCAGAUUGCGGAUCAGCUGGACGCCGCAGGAAGGGGUCCUACAAAAGAAUCGGAGUCCGCCAUUGCUCCUGCCACGCGGGAAGAAGCCGACGUUUUGGGCGGGGCGGCUGCGCUGGAGCCGCCGUCCACGUGCGGAGGCCGGGUCAUCCGACCGCCGGCCGACUACGGCCGCGUGUUUCAACUUCCCCUCGAUGACGAGUCAAAAGCCAAAACGGCAUUCCGCACGCCGCAAGGUCUCUUUGAAUUCAAUCGGCUGCCACCCGUUCCUCCGUGCACUUGCCUGACGGGCACGCACCGCUGCGCGGCACCGCCCACCUCGCCCUGCCCGGUUAUGGGGGCGAUAGCGAAUGAGGACGACGUGGAGGCGAUAGCAAAUGAGGACGACCAGAAGGUGUCGGUGGACACCGAUGAUACCUUACGGCUGCCGCACGCGGUCUGGUUACAAGUGCAGUUAGCAGUGAUAGAGAAGCUAGCUUUCAAGAAGUGGCGCCAAACGCUCGCAGAUCUGGAUUACCAACACUACAGAAACUGCAAAUCGGCCGCGAAGCGAGUAGUAGCAGCGGUGAAAUUAGCUCAAUACGACCAACUGUAUGUCGAACUGGACACCCCAGAAGGUGCCAAUAAGAUCUAUCGACUGGCAGAGGCGCGCCAUCGUUCGACUCAGGAUAUUGGUCAGGUUAAAUGCAUAAAGGAUGAGAAUCACAGCACUCUCAGAGACCCGCCCGCCAUCCUCCAACGCUGGAGCGACUACUUCUCUGGAAUCUGCAACCAGGAAUUUCCCCACCCACCGAUUAUUAGCGCUGAACAUGUCCUCGGUCCCGUUUUGCCUAUCACCAUCAUCGAAGUGGAACAAGCUAUCAAGAGAAUGAAGAAUGGGAAAGCGACUGGCCCGGACGAUAUCCCUGCUGAGGCCUGGAAGAUCCUUGGCAGGCAGGGUGCUGCCCUCCUUACCCAACUCUUCAGCACCAUCACGAGCACCGGUGAGGUCCCAGAAGCCUGGUCGACCAGCACGACGGUUCCAAUUUGGAAGGGUAAAGGGGAUGUGGCCGAAUGCUCGAAUUACAGGCCAAUCCGGCUCCUGUGUCAUGCGAUAAAGAUCUUUGCGCGAGUUUUGGACACGAGGAUUAGAAACAUCAUCACCCUAUCACCCAACCAAUGCGGCUUCGUCAAAAUCAGCGUUGGAGUGCACCAAGGAUCGGCCCUGUCACCACUCCUGUUUAUCCUGUGCUUGGACACGAUCACUGCCGACCUGCACACGCCCCUGCCAUGGUCAAUUCUCUAUGCGGAUGACGUCCUCCUCUCAGAUGAAGAGAGAGGAGAUGUGGAAAGACAAACACGCCUGUGGAAGGAACGUUUGGAUGAAAACGGGAUGAGGUGCAACAUCAAAAAGACGGAGUAUAUGAGUGGCUCCCAAACCGACGGCACCAUCAGCAUUGACGGAGAAGAUCUGAAGAAAGUGACGGACUUUAAGUACCUGGGCUCCACCAUCGGCUCAGAUGGAAGCAUCACAACUGAUGUGAGGUCACGAGUCAAUGCGGCAUGGAUGAAGUGGAGGCAAGUCACCGGAGUCCUCUGUGAUCUGAAAAUGCCGGAUAGGCUGAAGGGAAAAAUUUACAAGACCAUCGUCCGACCGGUGGCACUCUAUGGAUCCGAGUGCUGGCCAGCCACAACUGUACACGAACAAGCCCUCCAUACCAUGGAGAUGAGGAUGCUCAGAUGGAGCCUUGGACUGACUCGAUGGGAUCGUGUCAUGAACGAAAACGUUCGGAAGCGACUUGGUGUGGCCCCCAUUGCGGACAAGAUACUUGAGGCAAGGCUUCGGUGGUACGGCCAUGUGAUGCGUGAAGAGUCAUCAGUGGCCAAGACUGCCAUGCGUAUUGAGCCAGAGGGCCGCCGUCCACGCGGACGUCCGAAGAAGCGAUGGAUGGAUCGAAUAAAGGAAGACAUGAAGACGGUCAACGCA
Messenger RNA from Lethenteron reissneri (Far Eastern brook lamprey), 2043 nucleotides. RefSeq lists its product as uncharacterized. The record is from RefSeq and is a predicted model, not a curated record. Lineage: Eukaryota; Metazoa; Chordata; Hyperoartia; Petromyzontiformes; Petromyzontidae.